GUUUUUUUUUACUUCUAAUGUUUUCGGUUGAAGACAUAGCUCAUUUUGGGAUUGUAUUUAUUUUUAAUUAAGACCAAAGCUGUUUAAAACAGUAAAUUUCACUCUAAAUAAUGCUGUACUUCAUAACUUCUGGUAAAUUUGUAUUGAUUUCCCAUUUGGAUCCUGGGUUAUUUAGGAAGAAGUUUCUUUUCUUUCCCUUUUUAAAAAUAAGAUUUAUUUAGGUUUAUUCCAAUACCAUAAAAUUCACCCACUUAAAGUAUGCAGCUCGAUGGUUUUUAGUAUAUUAACAGAAUUGUGCAGCCAUCACCAUAAUCUAACUUUAGAACCUUUUCAACACCCCCAAAAGAAAUGCUGUCCUCAUUAGGAGACAUUCACCAUUCAUGCCACCUCAUACCCCCAGUCCUAGGCAACCACUCUUUUAUUUCUGUCUCUGUGGAUUUGCCUAUUCUGGAUAUUUCACAUGAAUGGAUACAAAAUAUGUGGUCUUUUGUGACUGGCUUCUUUCACUUAGAGUAGCAUUUUCAAGGUUCAUCCAUGUUGUAGUAGGUAUCAGUACUUCUUUUGUAUUACCAAAUGUUGUAAUAUUCCAUUGGUGUGUGUGUGUAUAUAUAUAUAUAUAUAUAUAUAUAUGCCAAAUUUUGUUUAUCCAUUCAUCAGUUGACAUUAAACAUUUGGAUUGUUUCUCCUUUUUGGCUGCUAUGAAUAAUGCUGCUGUGAAUAUUUGUGUGCAAGUUUUGGAAUGGACAUGGGUUUUUUUAUUUCUCUUGCAGAGGUACCUAUGAGAGAUAUUUCUGUGUUUUAUGGUGACUCUAUGGUUGAUAUUUUGAGAAACUGACAAAUUGUUUUUCAGAAUGAGUGCACCAUUUUACAAUCCAAACAGCAAUGUAUGAGAGCUCCAAUUUCUUCAUAUCUCACCAACACUUGUUAUUGUCUUUUCUUCUUCUUAGGCAUUUUAGUGGAUGUGAGAUGGUCUCCUAAUACAUGAAAGAUUAUGGUUUUGAUUUGCAUUUUCCUAAUGACUGAUGUUGUUGAACAUUUUAUGUUAAUGAUCAGAGAAUGUAAGCCUGUCAAUUCCCAACAUGAAAACAUUUAUCAGAUUUUUUGGUAGCCAAGUUAUUUGAAAGAAUUUGUAAAAGUUCCAUGACUAUAAGAGAAGAAAGCAUAUUUUCUCUCUUGCUUUGAUAUAACAUCCUUUUAGUGUUUUUAAAAUUUAACUUGCUCAUGCCUUUUAUUUUACUCUUUAUUUAUUUUACUUUAUUUUUUCCUCUUCAUCUCAUUCUUACUUCUUGUCUUAAGUUCCUCUUCUUUUUAAGUAGAUAUUUUCCCUUUCCUAACAAGAAUGACUAAAUCUACAGUGCCUCUAAUAAUUGAUCAGAAUGAAAUUGUACCUCAACUUAGACACAGAGACACUCUCUCUUCUCUAGCUAGUUCCCUCAGUGGGGAAACAGUUUUACCUCUGGAUAUUUUUGAGUUAAUUAAAAAACUUUAGUCCCAGGCUGUUACUAUUUCCCCUGUAGCAUGUCUCUUCUGUUUCAAGAAAUUUUACUUAACUUUUUUAUUCUGAAUUUAGGGUCAUAUUUUCACUGUCUGUCAAACAGAACCACAUUUAUUUUGAGCCUACCAUGGAAAAGGUAUCAUAUGAUACAGCUUUGACAACGUGAACUUUGGAGCCAGGUAGACUGCGUUUGACUUAACACCACUAAACCUCUAAUUCUGUAUGCAUAAAAUGGAAUAAUAAUGAUCAUGACAACACAUAGAAGAAAGGAUUGUUGUGUAAAUUACCUGUUUCUGCACAUUACAUGGUUCCUUAUAACAACAAUACUUGCUAUCAUGUACUAAGUAUUUACCUGGGGCCAGUUCAGUGCUAAGUGUCAUUGAAACAUAAUCUCAUCUAAUUUUCACCUCCACUUGAGAUAAAUAUUUCAAAUUCAUUUUGAAAAAUAAGCCUCAAGAAGCUUUUUCAUGUUCUCCUAGCUAAGAUUUGGCAGAGCUGGAAUUUAAACCUUUAUUAAUUUUAGUCCAAAUCUCAUGGUCUUGCUCAUAUUCUAAUUAAUAACCAGAAUAUGUGUUUCCUGGACCUGAUCUACCCCACAGUGCCCAGUGCAGUGAACUGUACUUUGGUUCCCCCAGGGAACCAAAUGUUCUGUGUGGUGAGUGCUACCUGCCUCUGAUCAUAUGGACACUGUUUUUCCAGGGUUCUUGGAGUCUCUGCAGAGUCCCUGGGCGAGAUCUCAUAGUGAAGGUUGCAGUAUCUUCCUUCUGAUCCCAGCAGUUCCCGUUGAGUCCACUGAUCCCACUGGAAUUCUAGAGUUGUCUGCAAGAAAGCCCGGGGGCUGAAGUCCAAGUCCGUCGGGAACAUGCCAGCUGACGAGGACACUCCCCAGCCAGGGGGACAUGGCAGUGCCUGUGAGGUAUCAGUGUCGUUUGAGGAUGUGACUGUGGACUUCAGUAGAGAAGAGUGGCAGCAACUGGACUCUACUCAAAGACGCCUGUACCAGGAUGUAAUGUUGGAGAACUACAGCCACCUGCUGUCAGUGGGGUUCGAAGUUCCCAAACCAGAGGUCAUCUUCAAGUUGGAGCAAGGAGAGGGGCCGUGGACAUUGGAAGGGGAAACUCCACAUCACAGCUGUUCAGAUGGGAAAUUUGGAAUUAAGCCUUCCCAGAAAAGAAUUUCUGGAAAAUCUACAUUUCAUAGUGAAAUGGAGGGUGAAGAUACACAAGAUGAUUCAUUGUAUUCUAUUUUAGAAGAAUUGUGGCAAGAUGCUGAACAGAUAAAGAGAUGUCAGGAAAAACAAAACAAACUUCUGAGUCACACUACUUUCCUCAGUAAGAAAAUAUUGAAUACAGAGUGGGAUUAUGAAUAUAAAGACAUUGGAAAAUUUGUCCAUUCAAGCCCAAAUCCCAUUCUUUCACAGAAAAGACCCCAUAAACGUGAUUCAUUUGGGAAGAGUUUUAAGCAUAAUUUAGACUCACACAUUCAUAAUAAAAGCAAUGCAGCAAAGAACCUGGAUAAAACUAUUGGGCAUGGUCAGGUUUUCACCCGGAGCUCUUCCUAUAAUCACCACGAAAGUACACAUGCAGGCGUGAAGUUCUGUGAACGUAAUCAGUGUGGAAAAAUCCUCAGCCUCAAACAUUCACUCAGUCAAAAUGUGAAAUUUCCCAUUGGAGAGAAAGCAAACACAUGUACUGAAUUUGGGAAGAUCUUUACCCAGAGGUCACACUUCUUUGCUCCUCAGAGAAUUCAUACUGUGGAAAAACCUCAUGAGCUUAGCAAAUGUGUAAAUGUUUUUACACAGAAGCCACUACUCAGUAUAUAUCUGAGAGUUCAUAGAGAUGAAAAACUCUACAUAUGUACUAAAUGUGGGAAGGCCUUCAUCCAGAAUUCAGAAUUAAUUGUGCAUGAGAAAACUCAUACUAGAGAGAAACCCUUUAAAUGCAAUGAAUGUGGGAAAUCAUUUUUCCAGGUAUCAUCUCUACUCAGGCAUCAGACAACUCAUACUGGAGAAAAACUCUUUGAAUGCAGUGAAUGUGGUAAAGGGUUCUCCCUGAACUCAGCCCUCAAUAUACAUCAGAAAAUUCAUACUGGAGAGAGACAUCACAAAUGCAGUGAGUGUGGGAAAGCCUUUACCCAAAAAUCAACACUCAGGAUGCAUCAGAGAAUUCAUACAGGAGAGAGGUCUUAUAUCUGUACUCAGUGCGGGCAGGCCUUCAUCCAGAAGGCACACUUGAUUGCACAUCAAAGAAUUCAUACUGGAGAGAAGCCUUAUGAAUGCAGUGACUGUGGGAAAUCUUUCCCUUCUAAGUCACAACUCCAGAUGCAUAAGCGAAUUCACACCGGCGAGAAACCCUAUAUAUGCACUGAAUGUGGGAAGGCUUUCACCAACAGGUCAAAUCUCAAUACUCACCAGAAGUCUCAUACUGGAGAAAAGUCUUACAUAUGUGCUGAAUGUGGUAAGGCCUUCACUGACAGGUCAAAUUUCAAUAAACACCAGACCAUUCAUACUGGAGAGAAACCCUAUGUUUGUGCUGAUUGUGGGAGGGCCUUCAUCCAGAAGUCAGAGUUGAUUACACAUCAGAGAAUUCAUACUACAGAGAAGCCUUAUAAAUGUCCUGACUGUGAGAAAUCCUUCUCCAAGAAACCACAUCUCAAAGUACAUCAACGAAUUCACACAGGGGAGAAACCAUAUAUAUGUGCAGAAUGUGGGAAAGCCUUCACUGAUAGGUCAAAUUUCAAUAAACAUCAAACAAUUCAUACUGGAGAUAAACCCUAUAAAUGCAGUGACUGUGGAAAGGGCUUCACCCAGAAAUCAGUUCUCAGUAUGCAUCGCAAUAUUCAUACAUGAAAGUAACCCUGUUUCUUGAAAAUGAGAGCCUUAUCACAAAAGUCAGGUCUAACUAUAUAUUAUAAAAUUCAUCCAAGACAGAUCCUAUAUGAAUAUGUUAUCUCACUUGAGAUGGAAAAAAAUUAUUCAGAAGAAACACUCUUAAGAAUGCACUGAAGGAGGGAGAAUUUCUAUAUUUGCACAGCCUCAUGAAAUAUAGUAGAAGUCAUUGGGAAAAACGUUGUCAGUUUGGUGUGGUAGGAAAAGCCUUCCUAUAGAAAGUAUUAUAAGUCAAAUUGUUACCAAAUUCUUCAUAGGAAGGAGAGUGCAAAUUAUGUAAAUGAUGGUCAUGUUUACUGUGUUACAUUAAGCAAUUUAAAGUGAUAACAAAAUGAAAGGUAGUGCAGCAAAAUAAUAUAACUGAUGAGUAGACCUGUCAGUUCUAUAGGGCAUUUGUGGCAGAACACAGUACAUAACAGGAGGAAUAUUAAUUUUUUUUCAAAUUUAGAAUAUGUUCAUCAAAUGUUUCUUACUGAAUAUGUCUAUCAAAUAUGUUUCUUACUGAAUAUUUCUAUCAAGUGAAUCCACAGUUUAAAAGUCACUUUGGUUUUAUAUAUACACACAUCUGCAGAUAUAAUUUUAUAUGAACACACAAAUACAGUCCUAUCAUUCAUACUGGUUUCCAUGACAUAGUAUCCAUGACAUGUUUUCUUUGUGGUACAAUGCAGAGUAGCCACAGAUUCCUCCCAUCCCAAGUAGCAUCUCUUUGUCUACUACUUGACUUUGAACUUGGCCAUGUGACUUCCUUUGGCCAAUGAACAUUAGCAAAGAGAAUCAAUAAGAAGCUUGAGAAGUGUGCAAAGCCUGCCUUGAAGCUUAACCUCUCUUGCUGCUCUUUGCAAACUUGAGAAAUCUCCAAUUGCCCUACUGGGGGAUGAAAAACCACCACAUGGAGCAGUGGUGAGCCAGCCCUGCUGAGGCCCCUUAGACCAAGUAGCCUGCCAAUUGUCAGAAUUAGGAGUGAGGUUUUCCCAGACCUCUACCCCAGCUGAGCCAGCCUAGCUCAGAAGAGCCAUACCAGUUAUUCCAGCCAAUUUACAGAAUUGUGAGAUAAAUAAAAUUAUUAUAGUUUUAAUCAACAUAAGUUUUAGGGGUAGUUUGUUGUACAGAAAAUGCUAAGUAAUAUUUGAAAGUAUAUGAUUGGGGGAGGGGGCAUAGUGGACCAAAACAUGACAUGUGGCAUUGGCUUUGGGUCUGAGUGGCAGGUAGAAACUGGAAAAACAGUGAGGAAAUCUGUUAACAAAGGUUGGAUAGAUGGCAACCCAUGUUAUUUAGUAGGGAAAAAUAUAGAAAAGCAAUUGUCAUCAUACUCUGUGGGAAGAUAGAGAAUGGAUCAAAUGAACUUAUGGAUCUGGCUAAGGAGAUUUGCAGCAGUAUAUGGGAAGUAUCAGAUUGCUUCUUUUAGCUGCAUAUGAUAAGAUACAGAAAGAGAGAAAUGAACUAAAGAAAUAACUUAUCCAUUGGCAAACAGAAUUCAGAAGACAUACAGAAAAGCCAAGGAUUGCUGGGUUGGAAAAUAACAGUUUCACAUCGCUAGUCUCUCCAGCAAUCAAAAAAUAUUCUCAAGGUAAAACAUGGCCUCAGGGUAAAGAUCAAAUCAUGGUUGUGUCUAUAAGACUCUGUAUUACAAUGUGUGAAAUAGUUAAGUUGGUGCUUAGGAGACCAUCUCAGCUAAACUUAAGGGCUUCUAAAAAAUCUUCAUGACAUUGUCCCGUAGAAGCCUGACAUACUACUCAAAGCGGAGAAAGAUCUAUCUUUGAAACAAUUUCUGAUGUUGCAUUUGGGGAAAGGAGUAGAUCCAAACCAGAUUCAUAGGAAACAAAGUUUUUAAUAGAGUUUUACUAGUAAUACUACCUCCAGGUUGGACUUCCAGGGACCCAAACAGUUCAAAAUGAAAAGUGGCCCCUGGAUUCCCCUCCCUAACUUCUAUGAAUAGGAUACAAGCUGAGAAAGUUACUCAGUUGCAAGCAUGGUCCAUUUCUUAUGGGAAAUGAAGGGCAUCUCAGAGGGAAGACCCAAGAACAAUAUAUUAAAAUGGACUGAGGAGCCAUUCCCAGUGAGAACUGUGCCCUAAUCAAGAAACAUUAUCUGCCCCUGGAGCCAGGGGAACUGACAUUUGCUCUGUGGGAUUUCAGAAUUGUUAUGGAACAGUGACUUAUAUGUGUCUCUUGGUCCUCUUUUUGAAUGGGAGUGUCUAACACAGUUAUCCUGUACCUAUCCCACCAUUGUAUAUAUUGGGUAUGUGUUGGGGGCAUAUAACUUGUCAUUUAGCUCACAGGUGUCUGGAUCAAGAAACUGAAAAACUGUACCCAGGGAACCUCAGCCACAACUGAACCUGAUACAGAAGACUUGAGAUCCUGGAUUGGAACGUGACACCACAAUUUUGGAUGAGAAAUUUGGACAUCCUGGAACAGGGGUGAACAUAUUUUGCAUGAUGGGUGGUAAUGUGAAUAAUUUGUGACCAGAAGACAUACUGUGUUAGAUAGAAAAAUGCUACAGAUGUCUUCAUCCCUAUCUAUGUGCCCUUUUUCAGUCUUUAUAUCUCUGUGUUUCAGUUAGAAUAAUUUCUGUUGAUCUAUCUUCAAGUUCACUGAUUUUUUUUUCCCUUACCCUGGCUCUGUCAAGUCUGCUGAUGAAACUAUUGAAGGCAUUCUUCAACUCAGUUAGAUUUUAUUUUUAUUUCUAAUAUUUCCAUUUGAUUCUUACAGUUUUCAUAUUUCUGCUGAAAUUCCCCAUCUUCUCAUGCAUGUUCAUGUUUUCCCCUAUACCCUUUGUCUUAGUUUGGGCUGCUGUGACAAAGCACCGCAGAUUUGAUGGCUUAUAAACAAUGGAAAUUUAUUUCUCACAGUUCUAGAGCCUGAAAAUCUGAGAUCAGAAUCCAGCAUGGUUGGGUCUUGGUGACGGCCCUCUUCAAGGUUGCAAACUGCUGACGUCAUAUUUUCCCAUGUCUACAGAUAGAGAGCUCUUUGGGAUCCCUUUUAUAAGGGCACCAGUCCCAUUCAUGAGGUCUCCACCCACAUUAACUAGCUACAUCCCAAAGGCUCUACCUCCUAAUACCAUCACAUUGAGGAUUAGGAUUUUAACAUAUGAAUUUGUGGGGGGAUGCAAAUGUUCAGCCCAUAGUACCCUCUAACAUAUUAAUCAUAGUUAUUUAAACUCCCUGUCUGAUAGUUCCAACUAGCAGGUCAACUCAGUCUAGAUCUGUUGAUUGCUUUGUCUCUUAGUGGUGAGUUGUCUUCUCUUGCUCUUUUGCAUCUAAUAAUUUUUGGCUGAAUGUCAGAUGUUGUAUGUAGGGUAGUAGAAACUGAGAUAAAUAGCAAUUAUUCCUGGAAAUAGCCAUGGUUGCCCUUUUGAUAGGCCAUUAGCAUGGGGGGAUUGAAUCCAUCUAGUCAGGAGUUAGGCUGAGUUUGUGCUUCUUUGUUGCCAGUGUUACCUUUGCUGUACCAUAGACUUAAAAUUCCUCUAAUGUUAUCUUGUGCUUGAGGUAGUCUCUGGUUUGCCCAGAGAAUUCUUAUUAUUCCCAGACCACACUUGCCUUUAGGCCUGUAGGCCUUUCCUGUGUGCUAGCAUCUCAGGGAGGGCCACUCUCCAUGUUAUUGCCUCUAUAUUUGUAGUAGACAAACUGUUAUUACUUGGUUCUGGCUGACCUGGUGAGUCGGGGGCGGGGGUUGUCCUGGGCCAGCCUCAGUUUUUGUCAGGCCCUGCAUCCCUGGGUCUUGAGGGUGAGGUUUUUCGGUAAUCCUACCCUCUCCCACUGGUAGAAGGCCUUUAAUGAUCUGGGCCCUGAAUGGUCUCCUGCCCUUUUACCAUGGGUGGAAUUUUUUUUUCAAUUUCCCUCACUCAAGUCACAGUGAGGGAAAUUGAAACUUUCCUGUGUCCUGAGGGCAACAAGGUUGCUGAACUUCUAGUGGCUUAAGGAUUUUGUUCUGUAAGGGAGUAGGGUCCCACUGGGGCUUUGUGCCAUUUCUAUAUUAGCAGCAGUCCCCUUGCAGUCCUACCCCACGGAGGUAGGCUUUCUCCAGUCUUCUUCCUUGCCCCUGUGUUUCUUGUGAGCAUUCAGUGGAUGUCUAUGGAGAAGAGCCUGUAAGUAGAGGCCAACUACCCUUAGGUCUACAGCUCUCACGAGUCUCCCACACUCAACUUUUAGCAAUUCAUUAAAAAUUCUUGUUGAAUUCUUACUGCUUAUAUGGUGGCCUCAUCUUCUUCCUUCCUGCUUUCAAGCUAGUUGGUUGCUCUAUAAUCUUAGCUCUCUGAAGUGUUCAAGAAAAAUAAUGUUUUUGCAGAUUACCCAGCUUUAUUCUUGUUAUAAAUGUGGGAGCAGUGUUCUUUCCAGAUGUCUGCAUCCUAGGCAGAAACUAGAAAUCUGGACAGUCUCUACUGUCUCCUACUGUCAGAAUAUAUGCCCCUUUUCAGUGUGACUUUGCCACUUCACCCAUCAAGAGGUAGGAUCUAUUUCUUCACCCCUGAAACUGGGCUUGACCAUUUGUUGGCCAAUGGGACAUCAACAAAUAUUAUACAAGCAGAGGCUUGAGAAGUGCCUGCACAAUGAGGCUUACCUGCUUUUGCAGCUCUUUGGAAUCCUGAACCUGUGUGUGAAAAAGCCUGAACUGUGCUGUUGGAAAAUGAGAGAGAUCACAUGCAGCAGUAAGAUCACAUGGAGCAAAGACCAGCCAUCCCAGUUGAACCACCCUACACCAACACCACAUGUCACAACUAUCUGACAGGAAUAAUGCAUCUAUAAACCAAUUAACAGCUGAGGCUCCCUAGCACCUUCAGAGGGAGCAUGGCCCUGCUGAUACCAUGAUUCAGAUCUCUAGCCUCUGGAACUAUAAGACAAUUUCUGCUGUUUUAGGCUGCCUAAUUUGUCGUAGUUUGUUAUAGCAGCCCUAGGAAUCAAAUAUGCUUCUUAGUUAAAUCUAUGAUAGGUACUAGUGUAUGAAGCCAUACUAGGCAUCCAGUCUUGGUCAACACAACUUUGGUUGGCAGCCUCUGACAUAACUCUGAAUGAUCCCCACCUCUUGGUAUUUGUGCUCUUAUAUAAUGCCCUCCUCUUGAGCUUAGACUGGAAUUAGUGACUUGGUUCUAGUGAAAAGAAUGAGGCAGAGGUAAUGGGAUUUCAUGUCCAAGAUUAGUUACAAAAAGACUGUGGCUUCCAUUUUGGGUGCUUGCUUACUUUCUCAGAUGGCUCAUCAUAGGGGAAACCUGCCACAUCAUGAGAUAGCCCUGUGGAAAGAACCACAUGAGUGAACUUAGAAUCAUAUCCUCCCCAAGUUUAGCCUUCAGAUGAGGACCACAGCCAGAUAGCUUGACUCAUGAGAGACCUUCAGCCAGAGGCAUCUUUUGAGCCACACUUGAAUUCGUGACCCACAGAAACUGUGAGAUAAUAAAUGUUGUUUUAAGCUGCUAAAUUUCAGUGUAAUUCGUUACACAGUAAUAGUUUAAUAAUAUACUGGCCCAGAUUAGGAAGGUUCUGCCAUCCAUCCCAGCCAUCCCAAACAAUUACCAGAAUAAUGGAUUAAAACAUUAAUUAAGUCACUAAGUUUUGGGUGGCAUGAUACCAACCCAGAAAAAGCUAACUGAUAUAUUUAUUAUUUGUUGCAUUUCUUCCUCCACUGUUCUUCCCUAACAGAUAACCAAUACUAAUCAACUACUGAGAACGCUU
Molecule: messenger RNA, 10044 nt
Organism: Sapajus apella (tufted capuchin)
Lineage: Eukaryota; Metazoa; Chordata; Mammalia; Primates; Cebidae
Gene: ZNF81
Product: zinc finger protein 81
Exons: 4
Coding region: 2358-4343 (661 amino acids)
Biological process (GO): regulation of DNA-templated transcription
Molecular function (GO): DNA-binding transcription factor activity, RNA polymerase II-specific; RNA polymerase II cis-regulatory region sequence-specific DNA binding
Source: RefSeq, a predicted model, not a curated record